Arachis ipaensis is the source of this 1029-nucleotide messenger RNA. RefSeq names its product Tetratricopeptide repeat (TPR)-like superfamily protein. Gene Ontology annotation, molecular function: protein binding. The record is from RefSeq and is a predicted model, not a curated record. NCBI's taxonomy places the organism in Eukaryota, Viridiplantae, Streptophyta, Magnoliopsida, Fabales, Fabaceae.
AUGUCGUUUCACUCAAAACCACUCAACAAAACCCUCUUUUAUUCCCUCUUUACCCUCCGUCGAUUCACCGCCACCGCCAAGCAAUUUCCCGCUGACCCAACCUCCACCUCUUACGACGAACUCACCAAUGCUGCUGGAAGCUCCGGCGACUUCCAUGCUCUCCGCGACGCCCUCAACAAGCGCAUCCAAGACAACUGCUUCAACACAAAGUCCACCUUCGACUUCGUCACCGACAAAACCUUCUCCUCUUCCCUCAUCAACCACCUCCUUCAAACCCUAUCCACCCUCAACCGCGGCGUCACGCGCAAGAACGCGUUCGAUUCCCUCAUCACGCGCCUCUGCAAGCUCCAGCGCGUCGAUGACGCGCUCCACGUCAUCAAAUAUAUGGCACGUACCGACGCCGGGGGCUGCCGCCCCAGUGCGACCACCUUCUACCCCGUCCUGAACAUCCUAACGCGCCAGAAAGCCAUAGACCACGCGCGGCUCGUGGUGGAUUUCAUGUCCACGCUUGGCGUGAAUCUGGAUCUGACGGGACACAACUACUUCCUCGUUGCACACUGCUACGCUGGAGACGUGGCUGCCGCCGCCGGAGUUUUGAAGAAGAUGGAGGAAGAUGGGAUUGGUGCGGAUGCGCGUACGUUCGACGCGCUUGUGUUGGGCGCGUGUAAGGUUAAGAAGGUGGAUGGUGCUAUGAUGCUAGUGAGAAGGAUGGUGGAUGAUGGAGUUCCUAUUUUGUAUUCAACACACAUGUUUGUGAUUAGGGGUUUGUUGCAGAUGAAAUGCUAUGAACAAGCUUUGAGGUAUGUGAAGGGUUUUGGUGGAAAAGAUCAAGCUUUGGAUGCUGAACUUUUUGGGUAUUUGGCUAGCCAGCUUGUAGGGUUGAAGAGGAUUAAGGAGGCAGUGAUUGUUUUGGAGGAAAUGGACCAAAGGGGUUUGCCCAUGGGUCACAAAUUGAGAAUCUUUUAUGAGAAGAAUGCUGGAAAUGAAGAUAAAGGGGAGAAGAAGAAGGAGAAGAAGAGGAGUGGUUGA